UGGGGGAAGCCUAAUAAUUUGGCUGCAGGUGAUCAUGCACAUUGCGGUACACCAGUGUGGAGAGCGAAAGGCCUUACUUGUGUUUGCUUUAAGCCAAAGGGCAGCCAUGCACGUAUUUGCAUCAACUUGACAUCCCAACAGGAGCAGAGGCUAAAUAGGUUAAAACACCGGACUAAAAUUCAGUUUGAUGCAUCAAGACAAGAUCAUCAGGAAGCUUUGAGGGCCUUAUGGUCUGCUACAUAUCCCGGCCAAGAGCUACAAAGUCUGGUAUCUGAUCAAUGGAAAGAAAUGGGAUGGCAAGGGAAAGACCCAUCCACAGAUUUCAGAGGAGCAGGUUUCAUUUCUUUGGAGAACCUACUAUUUUUUGCCAAGACAUUUUCGAUAUCUUUCCAGAGUCUACUGAGGAAGCAAGCAGGCAAAAGGGCAGUUUGGGAAUAUCCGUUUGCUGUAGCUGGUGUGAAUGUCACAUUUAUGAUCGUGCAAAUGCUUGAUCUAGAUGCCAUAAAACCCCGAACGUUUAUUAGAGCGGUUUUUCUGCAAAUGUUAUCAGAGAAUGAAUGGGCUUUUGACCUUCUUUACUGCGUGGCCUUCAUGAUUAUGGACAAACUGUGGCUGGACAGAAAUGCAUCUUACAUGGAGUUCAAUGAUAUUUUAAAGCUAACGCGGUGCCAGCUGGAGAAAGAAUUUCUAAUGGACGAUGUGCUGAGGAUAGAGGAUAUGCCUUCUUUUACUCUUUUAACGUGACUAUAUCUAAACCUGCAAAAACACAGAAUUCCAAGUUCAGUUUUGGGGGUAGUAUCGUAAUUUUCUCCUCGUUUCACUAACAGGAUUCUUAAUUUUGGGCUGAUCCAUCGUUACUUUUUGUUUGGUCUUUCUCUGGUUGACUGAUAAAGCCCAAUCAAAAAAGAAUGAAGAAAGUUGGUACCAAUUCAAAUUUAUUUAAUAUAAGCAGAUUCAUUCAUUCAUUCAAUCGUGGCCUAUAUAAUUUGUAGGUUCCAUCU
This is a messenger RNA of Erythranthe guttata (spotted monkey flower), 1001 nucleotides long. NCBI's taxonomy places the organism in Eukaryota, Viridiplantae, Streptophyta, Magnoliopsida, Lamiales, Phrymaceae. The record is from RefSeq and is a predicted model, not a curated record.